Molecule: messenger RNA, 1767 nt
Organism: Penicillium coprophilum
Lineage: Eukaryota; Fungi; Ascomycota; Eurotiomycetes; Eurotiales; Aspergillaceae
Product: Transcription factor
Exons: 1
Coding region: 1-1767 (588 amino acids)
Biological process (GO): regulation of DNA-templated transcription; response to xenobiotic stimulus
Molecular function (GO): DNA-binding transcription factor activity, RNA polymerase II-specific; zinc ion binding
Source: RefSeq, a predicted model, not a curated record
AUGUCGACCAGAAUCGCGAAACGCAAGCGUGCGAGGAAGGCAUGCAUCCCCUGCCAUCAGCGUAAGCGGAAAUGCGACACCGAAUAUCCGUGUGGCACAUGCACCACCUACGAAUACAACUGUAGGUACGUCGACGACGACACCACUGGUAUUGCGGGUGGCGACCUACACGCACUGCUCCAAGGUGAGCGCGUCGGCGUCGAGGGCGGCAGUAGUACGGCAAACCGUGCUGCCGCCGCUGCUACAUCGGACAGUCCAGACAGCUGGUCUCAUAUAGCGCAAGGUUCUCGCGGAGCUGAUGGCUCGACCACGAGGAGUCCCAAUGCUGUGGCCGGCGCGUCCACGGUCACCACCACGGCCACUGGUAUCUUCGACGAGCAGAAGUCAAGAUAUGCCGGGGCAUCGGCCGCCAUGGCAUUCCCGCACAUCCUGAGCGUAGCUCUCGGCUCUGACACCCCUCCCGAAAUGCACUCGUUUGCUUACAACUUUGGCAUCCGCCCCGAGGAGGCUUCUAACGCCCAUGGCUUGCUGGGGAAGCUCAUCUCGGAGGAAGACCUCGCCUUAUUCUCGGGUGUAUUCUUCUCAGUGAUGGCCCCUAUUGCAGACUAUUUAGACCCGAAAGUCUACGCCCAGCGAUGUCGUGAUUAUUACCAUGGCUCCGGUAGCAAUAUAGUCGCUUUUGGCGCAGUUGCCGCUGGUGCCGCUGCUCUUGGGUCGUUCCUAUCCCCCAACAAACACCCACGGGAGUCUGACCUGGUGCAAUAUGCCAAAUCCAUUCUCGAUGAUCCGGUCUCUUUGCGCCUGCUGGGCAUCGACCAUAUCAUCGCGUGGGCCCUGCGAGUGUUCUACCUACGGGCCACAACCCGCCCUGAUACUGCCUGGGUCGCGUCGUGCACCGCCAUGCACCUCUGCGAAGCGGUUGGAUUGCAUGAUGAAGAGAACAUCAAGAAGAUGGCCUCCGUUGCUGGACAUGAUGCGGACCGACUGAGGCGAAUUUUCUGGAUCUCAUGGGCCGGGCAUAACCUGCUAUCUUAUGAGUACGAUCGUUCCUCUGUGCGAUUUGGGACCGUAACUUGCCAGGCUAUUCUUCCGAUGUCAGGAUCCGUUGCAGACCAAUUCGUACAAAUAGCCCAAAUUAUUCCGGCGCCCAACUCGCCGUUUCAGCUCGGAUGUCAGCCUCCGACACCGCAGGAGGAGGUAUUCGAGCGUCUCAGGGCAUUGGAUAAACUCCAAUCUAGCCAUCCUUUCCUGGUAGUAACAAAAGCGGACAUCGCAUUUUGCUUUUAUCGGCGCAUUUACCACCUCAGGAUCGGUAUAUCGGACGAGAUUGUUAAGCUCCUCAUCCAUAGCGGCAACGCCGCAGUGGAGGCGGCGGAGCAGCUAGCUAAUCAGGGCCUUCUGUUCUGGAACGCCAUCGGUAGCGUCUUCCAGUAUGCCUGCAUUCUGUUGGCCAUCGACACGCCGGCAGCCUCCCCACACAUCGCUACUGCCUUCAAGGGCUUGGAAAACCUGGUCAAAACUGCUGACACAGGACUGACACGCAAAGCAUUAUCGAUGGCGCGACAACUACUCGCUCUCAGUAUGGCAAAGAAGCGAAAGGAGCUUGCCCAAUUAGAGGCUGUCGAGGCGAGCUAUCAAUCCUUACAGGCUCAGCCGGAGUCCGAGGUCAACCUCACCAUGCCAGAGAUGGGCUGGGGGGAGAAUUGGGACCAGUUCUUCAUUGAACCAUAUAUAUCGAUGCUCGGGCCUGACAUUCAUUUGUAUUAG